AUGCCUAUACUAUUUAUUUUUACUUUAUGUUACUUUUUAUGUGAUUUUUGUGAUACUAUUAAAUUAAGAAAAAACGUAAAAAAUAUAGCAUACAUAAAUGAAAAUGAUUUAAUAUCAUAUGUUUCCAAUAAUAAAUAUAACUACCUUUUUGUUAAUAACAAUGGUUCAAGAAUAAAACAAAAUUAUAAUAAAAAUAAAUUAUUUUUAAAUAUAAAAGAUUCCAAUAAAAAUGUAAUGAAAAUUGAAAAAUUUCGAAAUAGUAACGGAAACGAGUUUUUAUUUACAAAAUUAUUGAUUAAUAAUGAAGAAAAUAAAUUUGUAGUAGAUUUAUGUAGUGAUAAUAGUUUUAUUUUUGAGAAAAAAAUAAAAUUUGUAAAAAAUGAGAAAGGAGAUGAUAGUAAAGAGUAUAUGUGCUUAAAUUAUAAUAAUGAAAAUAUACAAAAUACAAAAGAAGAAAUAUAUUUAAAUAAUAGGAAAAUAACUGCAGAGAAAUUUAUAAAUAUAAAAUUUAGUACAAAGGAAUUUCAUUUUUAUAUAAUAAAUAAUGAAGAAUUAAGUAAGCAUUUUGAUGGAAUAAUAGGUUUUGAUUUUUUCAAAAAUUUUGACAGUUUUGUAUUAGAUACAAUAAAUAUGAAUAUAUUGUUGAAUGAAAAUAAUUAUUCUUAUAAUAAAGAGUAUUUUUAUGAAACUAAGUUACAUGACUACUUUAAUAAUAUUAAAUAUAUUAAUGUAAAUGUGAAUGAUCAUUUGUAUAGAGGUAUACUAGAUACAGGUAGUGCACAUACAAUAAUAAUCAAUAGUAAUAAAUUAUUUGAAACAAGUAAUGAAGGCAAUAUAACAAUUGAAAAUUUAUUAAAAAAUAAAUAUAAAGUGCAAAAAGUUUAUUUAAAUAAAUUUGAUCUUAUAUCAAGAGAAAACGAGUUUAUUCCAAUCAGUUUAAAAACAGUUUAUAAAGGCUAUCUAGAGUAUUUAGAUAGUAAUAUUGUUUUAUUAGGUUUAGACUUUUUAUUAAAUAAGAAAUUUAUCUUUGACAUAAAAAAUAAUUCCCUUUAUAUUUCAAAUAGUUCUUUUAGUUCCUUUUCUGAAAAUGAAAAUAAUAUUUCUAAAUAUAAAGAACAAUUAGAAAAUUAUGUAGAUAAAAAAGAACAAAAUCAAUUUAUUAAUAAAAAAAUAGAUGAAUAUCUUGUUGAACAAGAGUGUCAAAAUAUUUACGAAAAAUUGAGAAAAAAAGAAUUAAGUUUUUUAAAAAUAACAAAAGAGUUAGAGAACGAGAAUAUUUAUAUAAAAGAUUGUAAAAGUACAAAUGAUGUAAUAAAAAAGUAUGCUAUUAAAUUAUUAUAUGGAUCUAAUUAUUUAAAAAAAAAUGAUAAAAAUAAAGAAUUCAAUACAAGAUAUAAUGAAAUGAUUAAUUUUUUUAAAAAAUUAAGUAAUGAAGAAAAACAGAAUAUGCUAAAUAAAAUUAUUAAUAUAAUAAAAAAAGACAAAAAUGAUUAUGAAAAAGCAUCUGAAAUAAUAGAAGAAUUUGUUAAUUAUGAAAUAAGUAACAAUUUAUAUUCUUUGCAUAAAUUUAAAUCAAAUAAUGUAAAUAAAAAUAAUGAAAAAGCUCUAAAUGAAGAAUACAACAAUUUAUAUAACUAUUACACUUCUCAUCCUGAUUACAGUUUUGAAAUUUUAAAUGAUUUUAAAAAAGAACUGUCAUCGAAAAAAAUUGGCUUUAAUGAUUGUGAAGAUGAAAAAGAUAUUAUAAAAAGAAUAGCGGAAUCAAGAGUAUAUAAUAUCAAUAAAGAAAAUAAAAAUAAAAACAAAAAUACAAAAAGAAAUAUAAUUGUAAGAAGAUACUCAAAUGAUGAUAAUAAUGUUCAUACACAAAUAAUAAUCAGAAGAAAUGGCAUAAAUCCAAGUGAUUCUUCAGAUGGUAAUGAUGAUGAAAAUGGAUAUCAAUAUGAUAAUUUGGAUAAAGUGGAUGACUUAUUCCCAAAUUCAAUAUUCUCAGGUAUUUUUAGAAACUUUUUUGGUGAUAACAGAAAUGAAUCUAAUGAAGAAAAUAACGAAGAAAAUCAAAAUGAUUUGUUUUCUGAACUAAAUAAUUUUUUUGGGUUCGGUAAUAUGGGAGAUAAUAUGUUUAGAAAAAAAAAAAAAAGUGUAUUAGGAUUUAAAACUAAAGAACCAGAACAUAAGAAUGAAAAUAAAGAUGACACAGAUAUUUUAUCAAAAGCAAUUAAAGAAGAAAAAGAUGUUGAUAUAAUUUAUCUUUUAAAUAAAGUACAAAAAUUAAAUGAUAUCAAUUUAAAAAAUUUUAUAUUGCAAUCAUUAAAAAAUGAAAAUAUAAGAAAAAUUUUAGUUGAUGCUGUUAAAAAUGGUUAUAAUAAUACUUACGAGGAAUGCAAACAGCAAAAUGAUAAUAAAAGUAUGUAUUUAUUACAAAUGCUAAAACAGUCUGGAAUCUUUUAA
This is a messenger RNA of Plasmodium relictum, 2451 nucleotides long. RefSeq names its product conserved Plasmodium protein, unknown function. The transcript has a single exon. Bases 1 to 2451 code for a protein of 816 amino acids. The record is from RefSeq and is a predicted model, not a curated record. NCBI's taxonomy places the organism in Eukaryota, Apicomplexa, Aconoidasida, Haemosporida, Plasmodiidae.